Molecule: messenger RNA, 3125 nt
Organism: Trichobilharzia szidati
Lineage: Eukaryota; Metazoa; Platyhelminthes; Trematoda; Strigeidida; Schistosomatidae
Source: the annotation of a GenBank genome assembly
GUGACAUUUCAUAAGGCAUGCAUAACGCAAAUCCUUUGGAAUGAGUGUAACUAGGUUCUGGUCUGAAGUCCAUUGGAAAUUGGACACAAGGUAACUAAUCAGAAAGUUGCUUGAUUUUGUCCGCUACCCCUUCUCUCCGAGCUUUAGUAGUUGUAAUGUCAUCAAAUCCGUACAUUGCUGCGGGUGACUUGCGUCAGAAAGUAACAGGCCUUCGACGUCAACUCAGUCACCCACAUCUGAACAAAUUCAAGGAGGCUAAAAAGGAAAUAGGCAGUAUAUAUGAUGAAAUUUUGAGUUAUGUGUCCGACUGUCAUAGAUUUACUGAGGAACAAAGUCAAGAAGAGAAAUUCUCCAGACUAAUUGGAGAAGGCACGUUUUUAGAAGUUGAUCACCAACUACAGAAAAUUCGCAAUAUUCAAGAAAUAAUUGCCCGUAACCAAAUGAAAUGUGCAUUUUUUGGGAGAACGUCAAAUGGUAAAAGUACUGUGAUAAAUGCAAUGCUGGGCUCAAAAUUAUUACCUUCUGGUUUGGGCCAUACUACCAGUUGUUUCCUGCAGAUCCAAGGCACUGAUCAAGAAACAGGAUACCUUCUUAUGGCAGAAUCUGGAACUGCUAGCAGCGAAUCGUCCGACAUUCCCAACCAGGCUCGUCCUAUCGAUUCUGUUGGUCAGUUGGCUCAUGCACUCAGUAGUGUUAAACUUUCUGCGGACACGCUGUUGAAGAUAUUUUGGCCCAACUCACAUUGCAGACUACUUCGUGAAGAUGUUGUUCUUUUGGAUAGUCCCGGUAUUAAUGUAGAUCCCGAUAUGGAUAAGUGGAUCGAUCUUCAUUGCUUGGAUGCAGAUGUUUUUAUUCUCGUUGCCAAUGCCGAGUCAACAUUGAUGCAAGCUGAGAAGGAUUUCUUUCACAAAGUUAGUCAGAAGUUAUCCAAGCCUAACAUUUUUAUUAUUAAUAAUCGUUGGGAUGCUUCAGCAAAUGAAAUAGAAUACGUAAACGAGGUUCGUGAACAACAUCUUCAGCGUUGUGUAGCAUUCCUUGUGGAUGAGUUGAAAGUUUGUUCACGUGCAGAAGCAGAAGGACAUGUGUUCUUUGUUUCGGCACGCGAAGCAUUAGCAAUGCGAACGAAAGCUAAUUUAGGUGAAAGCCCUCAUUCAGCUCCUCCUGGGGCAGCCACAAGCAUAGGAUCUCCUUUACCAGCAGUGGCCUAUAUGGCUGAAGGAUGGAAAGACAGGCUUAUAGAAUUUCAGAAUUUCGAAGCAGUUUUCGAGAAAAAUCUUUCAGAGUCUGCUACCCGAACUAAAUUUGCUGCUCAUUCUGAACAAGGUAAAGAUGUGGUGAAUAGAUUUCGAACAAUAAUGGAAACCAUCUAUGAAACUACCGUUGAAGAAAAAGAUGCUGCUGUUCGAUGUCGUCGUCUGUCCCAAGCACAUUUAGAAGAAGUACGAGCUCGAUUGAUGAAGGUAACUCAGGCUGUGGAUGAAAUGCUACAUGCUAGUUUAGCUCGCGUUGAAGCUCAAGUUGCCAGUGCUUUAAAUUCAGAGAUUCGACGCCUAAGUGAACUUGUUGACAGUUAUUCACGUCCUUUCCAUCCAGAUCCGGCUUUAUUACACGUAUACAAGCGAGAACUAAACACGCAUGUUGAGCGUGAAUUGGGUCGUAAACUUACUGAAGCUUGUUCUAGUGAUAUUCUCAAUGAAGUUGCCAGGUGUGAACAAUUAAUGAUGAAUAAGCAUGCUGCAAUUGUUUCAGAUGAAGCCUGUAAAAGUCGCAUCCUUCAAUUAGUGGAUCCUACUGCAUUUUCUCCUGAAUUUCAUGUUGACUGUCGUAAUCUUUGCGCUAAUUUUCGUGAAGAUAUACAGUUUCGUUUUUCUCUUGGUUUGGGUACAUUAUUUCAAAGGCUAUCAACUCCACGUCGUUCAGCAACUGGCUAUCACUGGACGCAAUCUGAAGGGAUUUCUUCUAGUUUUGUUAAUUCAUCUCUAUUGGCCAGAUCUCCGCUGACUAUUGAUUUAUUCCCAUCGCUAAUGAGUCGAAGCUCUGUUGGAGCGGUUAUUCUCUUGGGAAUUCUAUCAAAAGCUGUUGGAUGGCGUGUUCUAGCUGUUGCAUCUGGUAUAUACGGUGGUCUUUAUCUUUACGAACGUCUUUCUUGGACAAAUAAAGCGAAAGAAGCAGCUUUUAAACGUCAAUAUGUCGAUUUUGCUUCACAUAAAUUACGUCUAAUCGUUGACCUGACCAGUACAAAUGCACGUCAUCAAGCUAAAAGAGAAUUACAUUUGGCUCAUAAAAAAUUAUCCAAUGAAGUGGAACUUUUUGGUGAUAGUCUUGUUGAAGAAGUAAAACAAUUGGAUAAUGAUAUCAGCCGUUUAGAUUUAAUAACUGCAGAUGCAAAGAAAUUGAAAAACCGGGCUAAUUAUUUGGCUUCUAAAUUAUCGAAAUUCCACGAAACGUUUAUUCUAAAUCCAUGGGAUGAAGCUAAUUAACAAAAAAAAGAAAAAUACUGUACUCAGUUUAAUUUCGUCAGUUGAAACUACUUACUUGCUCGGAGAAGGAACAAAAAUAUAUCUGAGAGAUAAUUAGAAGCUUGUCAAAAGUUUACUAACUACUUAGCUUUAUUAUCUGAGUAGUAUAAUGUAUAUUUCGCUAUUUUUUUCUCUCUCUCUGAAAUGUGAUCAUUAGUUCUAUUUAUAAUGACUUUCGCAGUUGAAUUACCGCACACCUUUUCUUGUUUCCUUAUUUGUAUGCACAAAAACUAUCAGUUAACGUAGAAAACAAAAUACUUUCAGAGUUUGGAAAAAAAUGUGAAUGCAAUAUACGUCCUACUUCUCUUCAGCUUAAUAUUUACAAAUAUAUACUUUUUAUUUUUGCGAAUACAGAUUUAUGCCUAAAUGGUUAUAUGAUGUAUGUGUUUGUCAACACAGUGGAUCGCUAGACGAAUGUUCUGUUAUCACAUUACUACUUUGUUAUUUUUCUUUCUUCUUAUUGUUGUUGUUCUUACUGCUGUCAGCCAUGUCAUGAUUAUUUUUUGCAAGUUUUCCAAGACAAGACCAUAACGAUUUACUUUUUGUACUUCAGCUUAAAAGCAUAAUUUCAUUUAGUCAAUAAAUGAGUAUUAUUUCCUCUUCCUC